Lolium rigidum is the source of this 1657-nucleotide messenger RNA. Its product is annotated as coatomer subunit beta'-2-like. Lineage: Eukaryota; Viridiplantae; Streptophyta; Magnoliopsida; Poales; Poaceae. Gene Ontology annotation, molecular function: protein binding. Gene Ontology annotation, biological process: retrograde vesicle-mediated transport, Golgi to endoplasmic reticulum; endoplasmic reticulum to Golgi vesicle-mediated transport; intracellular protein transport. The transcript has 11 exons. Gene Ontology annotation, cellular component: COPI vesicle coat. The record is from RefSeq and is a predicted model, not a curated record. The coding region runs from base 21 to 1454 and encodes 477 amino acids.
UGUUUGCUCCGGAUAAAUCGAUGGAAGUUGACUACCUGUCAAAGGUGAUCGUAGGCCCCGGCAGGCUACCUGAUAAUGUCCAUCUCCAGUCGCCCUCACUCGAGCUAGUAAACAAUACAGACCAACACGUGGCAUUUAGGUUCAAGCGGAAAGGCGGUAUUUUGCAUGCCAAAUCCACUCACACUAUCGUUGUAGGAUGUACAGAUGGAGUGUUCCUUGAAUGCAGCAUAUCGGGGGAUAGGUACGUGACAUUUAAAGAUCAGUCUGAGUGUAAUGAAUUUUUCGAGGAAGCCAAAGAGAUGGGGAAUGUUGUGCAUGAGCUGGCACUGGAAGGUAUUUUUACUCGCCAAGGAGAGACACCAUUUCCGGCAAUCCCACCUAUUACAAAGAUCAUCGUGGGUUUGAGCCGUAAUGAUUUUGCCGAACUGUGUGCCCUGGAUGUACACCCAACAGACCGAUUGAUUUUAACAGGUUAUGAAAGUGGAAGCCGCUACAGUGAGGUUCGCCUGCACAAUUAUGAUACGCCGGACAUGGCCCCUCUGCGCACAGUCUGCGGUACAAAACCUUAUUGCGUUAAAUUUGUUGCACAAAAACAACAGUUUGUAGCUGCGACAUCUGAUGGUUUCAUCCAUGUGUACAAUUAUGGAAGGGGUAUUCAAAAAAUAAUUAGUUUCAAAUCUGCUGACUACUUUGAUAUAAGAGUGGCCGAUCAUUCAACCAAAUCGUAUGUUAGUUCACUAUCAGCUGGCCCGAUAAAACUUUGGGGCUGGAACAAAGGCUCGCCAAAUCUCAUUAACGAAAACACGGACUGGAAGUGCACACAAACAUUUGAGGCUGUACAGUAUUGUCUUGAGUGGCCUGCUGUAUUUAACCCGAAGGACACGAACUGUUUUGUUGUUGCUUCAGAUGAUUUCACAAUAAAGGUGUCGUACGUUGAUUCUCCUACAUCUAACUACACACUCUCUGGGCAUUCUGACAAAGUAAACUGCUUGGAAUUCUUUAAACGUAAUGAUCAACACUAUUUGAUCACUGGAUCUAAUGAUUGUACUGCCAAGAUAUGGGACUUGCAGAAAAAAACAUGUGUUCAUACAUUGAGAGCUUUCAUGUCUCCUGUUCAUUCUGUCGUUUCCCUACGAGACCUUCCAUAUCUAAUUUUAAGUUCAGAAGAUGGCAUUAUUCAUAUCUGGAACUCCAGAAAUUCCAGGCUUGAGCGGAUGGUUACCUUUGCCACCAUCGGAAACAUUCCGCAUCUCUAUUUGAUGGGGACAAGAAGACCCGGUCUAGAUCUUUGCCAUCAGGGGUACACGUCCGCCCUGUGUGUGACUGAGAAUGCCAAUGAGUCAAAGCACCCUGGACAUACCAUCAUCUCAGGGAGAAUGAUUUGCUCCGUGCUUCGUGUUGAUAUGACUAUGUGUGGUCAAAAUCACUCUUGGCGGGCAGGAUGGUAUUUGUAGAGCUUGGCGCUGAUGACAGGUGAAUUCCGGGCAAUUAGCACCAGCCACCUGGGGAGCUCCUCGGCCAGCUUGGGAUUUGCGCACUAGUGGCAUACGGAAGGGGGCUUGACUGUACGAAGUGGUAGUUGUUCCAAGAAGCUCGUGGUUCAUUACAUCCAUUUAGAUGAGUCCGUGUCUGGCGCACAGACCACUGCACGUACUAU